AUGGCUUUCUUCGAAACAUUCGGAAAAUUGGUUCAAGACCUAAAACUAAAAAAACGUCUAUUUAAAAAGAGAAUCUUCAAAGGAAAAUCUAGAAAAAAAUUUUACCAAAUAAACCCUACAGAGAAUUUCGAAAUUCCAAAAUCCCUAGAAUGUACCUUCCCUUUACGUUCAAGUAAUGAAUAUAAAUCGGAAGUUGAGAAACAUUGUCUUGAGUGGGCAAUGCAAUUCGGAUUGGUGACAAAAGAAGAAGCAAUUAAACGUUUUAAAAGUGCCAAGUAUGGUCUAUUUGGAUGUUAUGUUUAUCCAAACGCCCCGUUUGACAGGCUUUGUCUGGUUACCGAUUUCAUGAUCUGGCUAUUCCUCCUCGAUGAUCAGAUUGAUAAUAAACAUGACUUAAUUGAUAAACCUGAAAAACUUAAAAGAAUUUUGGACGGUUUCUUACUGGUUAUAGAUAGCGAUCAUUGCCCAGAUUCCGCUAAGUGUCCAAUUGCUGUCGCGUUAUGGGACUUAUGGUCAAAAAUGAAGUGUAUAACUGGAAAAGCUUGGCAACAAAGAUUUCGUACAUCCCUCGCAAAUUACUUUAGUUCGUACUACACACAUUCACAGAAUUGUGUCUCCAAGAAAGCUCAUAAAUCCAUUGAUGACUACGUAGAGUUAAGAAGGAAUACAGGCGCUGUGCAAGUUACGUUCAAUUUUGUCGAGAUCACGCUCAAUAUUGAACUUCCUGAUGAUGUAUACAGCGAUCCGAACUUUCAAUGCCUUAUGAACUAUUGUAAUGAUCACGCUUGCUUUAUAAACGAUAUUUAUUCCCUCAGGAAAGAACUUCUGGUCAACGAUACAGAUAAUCUAAUUUUUGUUUUGAAAAAUUUAUCUAAUUAUUCCUUGCAAGAGGCUGUUAAUGAUGCUGUGAAAUUGUCAAAUCUGCGUGUUACUCAAAUACGAGAAAAUAUCUCAAAGUUACCAGAUUUUGGUCCAGAAAUGAAUAAAACUGUUAAAAUGUACUUUGAAGGAUUAGAAGACUGGCUUGCUGGUUCCUUUUACUGGCAUCAAAUUUCCGGCAGAUAUGCUGUAGAAGAUAAUGCUACUAGAAAAUAUAUGGAAUCCUACUUGGAACCGAUUUUGACACAUAACUAG
Messenger RNA from Cetraspora pellucida, 1134 nucleotides. The record is from the annotation of a GenBank genome assembly. Lineage: Eukaryota; Fungi; Glomeromycota; Glomeromycetes; Diversisporales; Gigasporaceae.